AAUGGCUGUUUCCUGGCACUCCGCGUUGCGCAUAAGAACAGCCCUUAGCCGUGGCUACUUUGAAGAAUCUCAAAUAUAAAAUCUAUAUGGAUUUUUUAAACACUUUUUUUUGGUUACUACGUGAUUCCAUAUGUGUUAUUUAAUAGUUUUGAUGUCUUCACUAUUAUUAUACAACGUAGAAAACAGUAAAAAUAAACGUUUGUCUGGUACUGUGUUGUAAAACAAUCGAACGCUGCAGUCCCUCUGUCCUUGCAGAAACCUAAAAACAAAACAGUUCCCUACAUAUCUCCAAUAACACGCCUCAAAUCUCCCGAAACUCGCUGUCUGAAGAAUUCGACAGCAACAAAGGCGAUACAGUCAAAACAUAGAGCGGGUUGUGUAUGGUUUCUCUGCGUGUACCAGGUUGAUUCGUGGAACUUCUAGGUUGGAACAGCUGAUGGUGUUUUUUAUUUUCAGGACGAUAUCGGAUUUCAACCUACAGUGUUAAUUAUGUUACAGCCAUAGCUCGCUCAUCGAUACCAGGACGUUUGGAGGCGGUGCAGCGAUAGUAGACUACUACUGUAACAUUUGUAACUUAACGUUUCCUAUCACCUCUCAACUUCGUCGUGUCAAACAAUAGAGAUAUUUGUGAAGUAGGCUAAUGCCGAAGCGAGUCUCGGGGAGAACUCAAAGCUUCCUUUUCUCUGCUCAACCACGGAUACGGACGAGUAUCAUCAACCCAACAACAUGAGAAGUCGAAGCAACUCGGGAGUGAAACUGGACAACUAUGCCCGGAUAGUGCAUCAAACCAUACUCCGACAUCAAGACCCAGUCACAGGUCUCCUCCCAGCCAGUGGAGAUCAGCCCGAUGCCUGGGUGAGAGACAACGUGUACAGCAUCCUGUCUGUCUGGGCUCUCAGUCUGGCCUACAGGAAGAAUGCAGACAGAGAUGAAGACAAGGCCAAGGCCUAUGAACUGGAACAGAGUGUGGUGAAACUAAUGAGAGGUGUUCUACAGUGCAUUAUGAGACAGCUGGACAAGGUGGAGAAGUUUAAGUACACUAAGAGCACCAUGGACUGCCUCCAUGCUAAGUACAACACCAGGACCUGUGCUACCGUGGUGGGGGACGAUCAGUGGGGACACCUCCAAGUGGACGCUACCUCUCUGUUCCUGCUGUUCCUCGCUCAGAUGACUGCCUCAGGACUUCAUAUCGUCUACACUCAGGAUGAGGUGGAUGUGGUACAGAAUCUCAUGUUCUACAUCGAGGCAGCUUACAAAGUGGCUGACUACGGGAUGUGGGAGCGAGGAGACAAGACGAACCAGGGGAUCCCUGAGCUCAACGCUAGCUCCAUCGGCAUGGCUAAAGCAGCUCUGGAGGCCCUGGAUGAACUGAACCUGUUUGGAGCCGGAGGAGGACCAGGGUCUGUAGUGCACGCUCUGGCUGACGAUAUACAGCACUGUCAGUCCAUCCUCAACUCCAUGCUUCCCAGGGCAUCUAUGUCUAAAGAGGUGGAUGCAGGUGUUCUGUCCAUCAUCUCGUACCCGGCCUUCGCUGUAGAGGACAUCUCUAUAGUCAACAUCACCAAGGAGAAGAUCAUAUCCAAACUACAGGGUCGAUAUGGAUGCUGUAGGUUUCUCAGGGAUGGACACAAAACGCCUAAAGAGGACCCUAACCGUCUAUACUAUGAGUCUGCUGAGCUGAAGCUCUUUGAGAACAUAGAGUGUGAAUGGCCCCUGUUCUGGACCUACCUCAUACUGGAUGGCGUCUUCACCAACAGCCCAGAACAGGUCCAGGAGUACAAGGAUGCUCUGGAGGGGAUUCUGAUCAAACAGAAAGACGGGAUCUGUCUACUUCCAGAGCUCUACAGUGUUCCACCUGAUAGGGUGGAUGAGGAGUAUGUAAACCCCCACUCUGUGGAGAGGGUCCCUCUGGGGAAGCUCCCUCUAAAGUGGGGUCAGUCCCUUUACGUUCUGGGAAGUCUACUGGCAGAGGGUUUCCUGGCCCCUGGAGAGAUAGAUCCUCUCAACCGACGUUUCUCCACCAUCCCCAAGCCAGACGUGGUGGUGCAGGUGUCUAUCCUGGCAGAGAACGAGGAGAUCCAGGAGUUGUUGAUGAAGAAUGGGAUAGAAGUGGAGACGAUAGCUGACAUACACCCCAUCCAUGUCCAACCUGCUAGAGUCCUCAGCCACAUUUACGCACGACUCGGACGUAACCAGAGACUGGGGCUGACUGGUAGACCCUACAGGAGGAUUGGAUGUCUAGGAACUUCUAAAUUCUAUGUCAUCCGCAACACCAUAUUUGCCUUCACACCACAGUUCAUAGAUCACCAGCAGUUCUACUUGGCGUUGGACAACCAGAUGAUUGUUGAUAUGCUCCGUACUGACCUGUCCUACCUCUCCUCUCGAUGGAGGAUGACUGGAAGACCCACUGUCACCUUUCCUAUCUCUCAGACCAUGCUCACUGAAGACCACUCUGACUUGGACCCUGCGGUUCUGGCCACUCUGAAGAAGCUACAGGAUGGAUACUAUGGAGGAGCAAGGAUCCAGACGGGGAAGCUCUCUGAGUUCCUGACCACUUCCUGUUUUGCCAAACUCAGCUUCCUGGAUGCCAGUAAGCAUGCGGGCAGCAUGGGCCAGCAACAAGAUGAUGAUGAUGAUGAUGAUGACUAUGGAUGCUUUGCUGAGCAUGGCUUGACCUUCCAUGGUGACGCUGAUGAUCUAGCCCAGUACCUGGACCAGUUGUUGACCACAGCGAAUGCCAGCAGAGGGUCAAAGGUCAGAGGUGACUCUGGAGGGCUGGACAGGUUCAAAGCAGCAGCCACGAAGACCAAGGAAAUGGUGUCUCUGAUGCACAAGGCUAAGGAACUCCACCUACACAAUGCCCACUUAUAUCUCCCCAACAAGCUCUUCCGUUCCCCUCAGCCCUCCCUCCACCUCACCCUCACAGAUUCCUCUGCGACUCACAACAGUCAGUUUCCUCAGGUAGUAGUGACCACAGAGUGUAACCUGCCCAGAGAUGCCAGUGGUGAUAUAGACUACACGAGUCUGGUCCAGCUCCUCAGAGACACCCACAGUCUACCAGACCAGGCGGACAUACUGUACAUCCUCUUCAAAGACAAGGGUAUGGAGUGGGACACCAGACUACAUGGUAAAGGCUCUACAGUCCGCUCCCUGCUGACAGACCUGUAUGUGAAGGCAGGAGAUCUCAAACACUGGGGACUCAUACGCAUGAUCUCUGGAAUACUGAGGAAGAAAGUAGAGGAACUCGACUGGGCUUGCUCUGAUUUGUUGGCCCACCAGAAGCACCUGACUGUGGGUCUGCCUCCAGAACCUCGGGAGAAGACCAUCACAGCACCCAUCCCUCCAGACAAGCUGGCCAUGCUGAUAGAUGAAGCUAGUGAGAACAACAUCACUAUAGCCAUCCUCACACAGGAGAUCAUGGUGUACCUGGCGAUGAACAUGCGUACCCAACCCAGCCUGUUCAGUGAGAUGUACAGGCUGCGUAUCGGACUCAUCAUCCAGGUGAUGGCCACUGAGCUGGCACAGUCUCUCAACUGCUCAGGAGAGGAGGCUACAGAGAGUCUGAUGAGUCUGAGUCCGUCAGAACUAAAGAUCCUGCUACAUCACAUCCUCAGUGGGAAAGAGUUUGGAGUGCAGAAGAGUGUGCGUUCUGUAGACGCAGGUGCCAGUCCGGCCAUCUCUAUCCACGAGGUGGGUAAUGUGGGCGCCACCAAGAGCGAGAGGGCGGGCAUCAGCAAGCUGAAGAGUGACAUGAGGAUGUUGGAGGAGCUCAGGUUGUCAUGGUCGCAGCAAAGACAGAGCCUUACACCGCACUCAUUGGACAUGGAACAUAUUGAAUCUGGGAGGUACAGGCUCCCCUCCAUAGAGUCUCUGGACAUUCCAGUGAGCACGCCCGUCACCAAGGAUACGAGGCACGGCCAAUGGCUGCGUAGGAGACGUCUCGACGGAGCACUCAACAGAGUCCCCAUAGGCUUCUAUCAGAAGGUCUGGAAGAUUCUGCAGAAGUGUCAUGGUCUGUCCAUAGAAGGAUUCGUUCUACCAUCUUCAACGACAAGGGAGAUGACUUUAGAUGAGAUCAAGUUUGCGGUGCACGUGGAGACGGUGCUGAACCGGGUGCCCCAGCCAGAGUACCGCCAGUUACUGGUGGAGGCCAUCUUAGUUCUCACCAUGCUGGCAGACGUGGAUAUAGACAGCGUGGGCAGCAUCAUCCAUGUGGAGAAGAUCGUCCACAUUGCCAACGACAUGUUUUACCACGACCAGAAGGACUUGGGAGCAGAGGAGCAGAUCUUAGAGAGAGACCCCUCUACAGGAGUGUGUCGCUUGCUGUAUGACAGCGCCCCUAGUGGACGAUUUGGCAGUAUGACAUACCUCACCAGGGCUGUGGCUGUAUACGUACAGGACUUCCUGCCCUGUGGCUCCUGUGCCCUGCAGUAGACACACACGUGCUGGCUGUGUCAGAACACCUGUACCUGCAUUCUAAAGGGGGAGGCUUUUUCAGGAAUGUGAAAGUAGAACAAUAGUAGAAUAAUAUUAGUAGAAUAAUAUUAGUAGAAUAAUAUUAUUUGACUUUGAGUGUGUUUUAAAUGCCAGGAUGUCAUAUUAAUUUGGCCUUUCGUCUAGUGGAAUUCGCUAUAUACGCUAUUGAGGGAGCAAAUCGUCUUUUCACACCCACUUGUGUUUGACAACAGCCGAUAAUCAGAAUAGGGGACGGCGCUCUACAAAAAUGAGCGAAUGGUAGAAACUAGCCCGAUUGUGCAUUAGAUAAGUAGUAUGUGUUGAUAUUUGUUGCUUACUGCAUACAUCUUUACUAACCAGUACGUCCUAAACAGUAUGUAGUACUGUUAGUACACAAUUUGUAGUUUUAGUAAGUACACUUUCUAAGUAUGACUUAACUAGUCAUUUAGUAAGCAUGACAGAUUUCAGACACACCAACAUGUACACCCUUAAACACAAAUAAAGGUCAAAUAAAAACACAAGUGUGAUCUGACUGUUAAGACGUAAAAAGCAUUCACCUGAGUGUUCAUUAGGUCUAAUUUUUUAUCCUUUUUUUUGUCCAGCCUGGCAGAUAUUUACAUCUAACAUGGACAACACACUGUCUUUGUUUGGUCAGACAAAUAGCACCCUAUUCCCUAUAUAUGGUGUACUACAUCGACCAGGCCCCUUAGGGUCCUGUAAUCUUUGCUAACUAUUACUCGAUAACUAGUCAGUAACUGGUACCUAAUAAUUGAUAACUAGUCAUUGAUAACUAGUAAGUAACCGGUACCUAAUAAUUGAUAACUAGUAAGUAACCGGUACCUAAUAAUUGAUAACUAGUCAUUGAUAACUAGUAAGUAACUGGUACCUAAUAAUUGAUAACUAGUCAUUGAUAACUAGUAAGUAACCGGUACCUAAUAAUUGAUAACUAGUCAUUGAUAACUAGUAAGUAACUGGUACCUAAUAAUUGAUAACUAGUAAGUAACUGGUACCUAAUAACUGAUAACUAGUCAUUGAUAACUAGUAAGUAACCGGUACCUAAUAAUUUAUAACUAGUCAUUGAUAACUAGUAAGUAACUGGUACCUAAUAAUUGAUAACUAGUCAUUGAUAACUAGUAAGUAACUGGUACGUAAUAACUGAUAACUAGUCAUUGAUAACUAGUAAUUGAGACCUAUAAGAGGGUUAUCAUGGGCAGUUUACAGGUACAUUAUAUGAUUUGUUGAGAUGACUUGGACAAUCAAGAAUAAUCAUACAAAUCUAUAAUCUUCUGGUAGGUCUGCCUCAAUUUGAUAGAUGUUGUAACUCACUGUUUCCUAAUCCUGGGGACCCAAAAGGGUGAGCAUUUCUGUUGUUGAACUAACACACUUGACUGAUGGAGGUGUAUUAGAGCUAGGGACAAUAACAAAGAUGUGCACCUUGGGUCCCAGGGACCAGGAUUGGAAAACACAGUUGAAACUGAUGCUGCCUGGGUUGAAUAGAAGUCGCAAUGUUUUCCUUGAGAAAACAUUUUAGUUUUGUUGUCAGUGUGAGUUCUGGGACAUUUUAGUUUUAUUGUCAGUGUGAGUUCUGGGACAUUUUAGUUUUAUUGUUAGUGUGAGUUCUGGGACAUUUUAGUUUUGUUGUCAGUGUGAGUUCUGGGACAUUUGAGUUUUAUUGUCAGUGUGAGUUCUGGGACAUUUUAGUUUUAUUGUCAGUGUGAGUUCUGGGACAUUUUAGUUUUAUUGUUAGUGUGAGUUCUGGGACAUUUUAGUUUUAUUGUCAGUGUGAGUUCUGGGACAUUUUAGUUUUAUUGUUAGUGUGAGUUCUGGGACAUUUUUUUUAAAUUGUCAGUGUGAGUUCUGGGACAUUUUUUUUUUAUUGUCAGUGUGAGUUCUGGGACAUUUUAGUUUUAUUGUCAGUGUGAGUUCUGGGACAUUUUAGUUUUAUUGUCAGUGUGAGUUCUGGGACAUUUUAGUUUUAUUGUCAGUGUGAGUUCUGGGACAUUUUAGUUUUAUUGUCAGUGUGAGUUCUGGGACAUUUUAGUUUUAUUGUCAGUGUGAGUUCUGGGACAUUUUAGUUUUAUUGUCAGUGUGAGUUCUGGGACAUUUUAGUUUUGUUGUCAGUGUGAGUUCUGGGACAUUUUUGUUUCUAAACCUCAACCUCUAUAUGCUGUAUUUAUAAAAGUAUUGUGUUGUUUUGGGGAUUUUCACAGUUUCAGUUUUUUGUUUACUAAUAUACAAGGCAGAAAGUAUAACGUAAUAUGCAAAAAGAGGACGAUGUAGAUUUGAUAAGUUACUUAAUUUGAGAAAUGUUUUCUUUUUUGUGAUGUAUUUUUACAAGCUCAACUUUUAUAAAGGUUAAGUUAAAUGAAUGUAAUUGGCUUUGCAAGUAUUCGAUCAGAUUAAACGUGAACCAACACAACAAACGGUAAUGAAUGUAACUAAAGGUGUGGUUUCCAAACGUCACCCUGUUCUCUAUGUAGUGCAUGAAACUAUAAACUGAGUGGACAAAACAUUAAGAACACCGGCUUUUUCCAGGACAGACGGACCAGGUGAAUCCAGGUGAAAGCUAUGAUCCCUUAUGGAUGUCACUUGUUAAAUCCACUUCAAAUCAGUGUCGAUGACGGGGAGGAGACGGGUUAAAGAAGGAUUUUUUUAAAGCCUCGAGUCAAUUGGGACAUGGAUUGUGUGUAUCUGUGCCAUUCAGAGGGUGAAUGGGCAAGACACAUAUUAAAGUGCCUUUGAACGGGGUCUGGUAGUAAGUGCCAGGCGCAACGGUUUAGGUGUGUCGAGAACUGCAAUGCAAGUCAAUAUUAGGAAGGUGUUCUUAAUGUUUUGUACACUGUAUAUACACUACACUAUAUAGCCCAGGAAUGGGGCGCAACAAACUCAAAUGUCCGUUUUUACUCAUAUUUAAAAAGUGCAGUUUGUAUUGGGAUAAAAUCCUUCACAAGAAAAGGGACAAGAGACCGGCACCUUGAUGAGUUGAAUAGUUUGUAAAAUGAUAUAUAUGUUCACAGUAGAUGGUGGUAACCUCAAUGUAAUCGGCUACUGGACGGUUUUCCUGUAUCUGUAAGUAAGGAUCGCUGUGUUUGACAAUAGAAUAAAUCAUCUAGAUGGAAAAUGAAA
Messenger RNA from Oncorhynchus kisutch (coho salmon), 7581 nucleotides. It is a transcript of the gene phka1a, whose product is annotated as phosphorylase kinase, alpha 1a (muscle). Bases 727 to 4434 code for a protein of 1235 amino acids. Gene Ontology annotation, biological process: glycogen metabolic process. Lineage: Eukaryota; Metazoa; Chordata; Actinopteri; Salmoniformes; Salmonidae. The record is from RefSeq and is a predicted model, not a curated record. Gene Ontology annotation, cellular component: phosphorylase kinase complex. The transcript has 35 exons. Gene Ontology annotation, molecular function: calmodulin binding.